Tupaia belangeri chinensis (Chinese tree shrew) is the source of this 2146-nucleotide messenger RNA. RefSeq names its product kelch-like protein 8. NCBI's taxonomy places the organism in Eukaryota, Metazoa, Chordata, Mammalia, Scandentia, Tupaiidae. Bases 130 to 2001 code for a protein of 623 amino acids. Gene Ontology annotation, molecular function: protein binding. The record is from RefSeq and is a predicted model, not a curated record. The transcript has 9 exons.
AGUCAACCGUAUGAUGGCAGUUGAGUGGGUUUUGAAAAAUGUCUGAAGUAUAGUGGCUGCAUCUACCUUCUGCCUUUAAAAAAGAAUACAUGGGACAUUUAAGACGAGAGCUAUAUUAAAAGAAGAUUAAUGCAAAUGGCUUCAGAAUCUCUAAAUGUAAAACAAGGUAGGAGUCACUUUACCAAGGGCAAAAGACAGCAGCAGCAGCAGCAGCAAAUAAAGAACAGAGCUUCAGUUCCCGAUGGAGAUGGAGAAGACUCCUUUAUCUUUGAAGCAAAUGAAGCUUGGAAAGAUUUUCAUGGUUCUCUUCUUCGGUUUUAUGAGAAUGGAGAACUCUGUGAUGUCACUCUGAAGGUUGGCUCAAAGCUAAUCUCUUGUCACAAACUGGUAUUGGCCUGUGUUAUCCCCUACUUCAGAGCCAUGUUUCUCUCUGAAAUGGCUGAAGCCAAGCAGACGCUCAUCGAAAUCAGAGAUUUUGAUGGUGACGCAAUAGAAGACUUGGUCAAGUUUGUCUAUUCUUCACGACUCACUUUGACUGUAGAUAAUGUCCAGCCUCUCUUGUAUGCAGCCUGUAUCCUGCAGGUGGAACUGGUUGCUAGAGCUUGUUGUGAAUACAUGAAGCUACAUUUUCAUCCCUCCAAUUGCCUGGCAGUAAGAGCCUUUGCAGAAAGUCACAAUCGAAUAGACUUAAUGGACAUGGCCGAUCAGUAUGCCUGCGAGCAUUUCACUGAAGUAGUCGAGUGUGAAGACUUUGUAAGUGUGUCACCCCAGCACCUGCACAAGCUUCUGUCCUCCAGCGAUCUAAAUAUUGAGAAUGAAAAGCAGGUCUAUAGUGCUGCCAUCAAGUGGCUUCUUGCUAACCCUCAGCAUCAUUCCAAAUGGUUGGAUGAAACACUUGCACAGGUCCGUCUGCCAUUGUUGCCAGUGGAUUUUCUUAUGGGUGUUGUGGCAAAAGAACAGAUUGUGAAGCAAAAUCUAAAAUGUAGAGAUUUACUGGAUGAAGCAAGAAAUUACCACCUUCAUUUGAGUAGCAGAGCAGUACCUGACUUUGAAUACUCUGUUCGGACAACCCCAAGGAAGCAUACUGCUGGUGUGCUGUUCUGUGUAGGUGGCCGAGGUGGCUCUGGCGACCCCUUUCGCAGUAUCGAAUGCUAUUCUAUCAACAAAAACAGCUGGUUCUUUGGACCGGAAAUGAAUAGCCGAAGGCGACACGUGGGUGUAAUCUCCGUGGAAGGUAAAGUGUAUGCAGUAGGUGGACAUGAUGGCAAUGAGCAUUUAGGUAGCAUGGAGAUGUUUGAUCCGCUCACUAAUAAAUGGAUGAUGAAGGCAUCAAUGAACACAAAGAGGCGAGGUAUUGCUUUGGCCUCCUUAGGUGGCCCAAUUUAUGCAAUCGGAGGGUUAGAUGACAACACUUGCUUCAAUGAUGUGGAGAGGUACGACAUAGAAUCUGAUCAGUGGAGUACGGUGGCACCGAUGAAUACUCCCCGUGGAGGAGUUGGCUCUGUGGCUCUCAUAAACCAUGUUUAUGCAGUAGGUGGCAAUGACGGAGUGGCUUCUUUGUCUAGUGUGGAGAGGUAUGAUCCCCAUCUGGAUAAGUGGAUAGAAGUUAAAGAAAUGGGUCAACGAAGAGCAGGCAAUGGAGUUAGUGAGCUUCAUGGUUGCUUAUAUGUUGUUGGUGGUUUUGAUGAUAAUUCUCCUCUGAGUUCAGUUGAGCGUUACGAUCCUCGAAGCAACAAGUGGGAUUAUGUGGCUGCACUUACCACUCCCAGGGGUGGAGUGGGGAUCGCGACCGUGAUGGGCAAAAUCUUCGCAGUCGGUGGUCAUAACGGCAAUGCAUACCUAAAUACAGUAGAAGCAUUUGAUCCAGUGCUGAACAGAUGGGAGCUUGUUGGAUCUGUAUCUCACUGCCGAGCCGGAGCAGGUGUAGCUGUGUGUGCCUGUUUAACUAGCCAGAUUCGAGAUGUAGGUCAUGGAUCCAAUAAUGUGGUUGACUGUAUGUGAUUCGAACUCCAGCCACCAGCAAUUUAGUCACAUCUGAUAAGCAAGCAAGACAACCAAGACUUUGAUAGGAUCACCUUUGAAAAGUUGUGACUACAACUCAAGUUUAUUUAAAUGUUAACUGUUAAAUUGUAACUAAAUAUGACUU